AUGAAGACCAUCUUCGUAUCUGGUGCAACUGGUUUUAUUGCCCUCUAUGUGGUGAAUGAUCUGUUACAAAGUGGUUAUAAGGUCAUUGGCUCAGUCAGAAGUCAAGAUAAAGCUGACCGGUUGUCAAAACAGUUCAAAUACAAUCAGAAUUUGAGCUUUGUAAUUGUGCCUGAUAUUGCCAAAGCAGGCGCGUUUGACGAGGCCUUUGAAAAAUUUGGUAAGGAAAUUUCCGCCGUCAUACACACUGCCUCUCCUUUCCAUUUUUCAACUACUGAGUAUGAGAAGGACCUGUUAAUUCCUGCAGUCAACGGUACCAAGGGAAUCCUUGAAUCAAUCAAGAAAUAUGCUGCUACUUUUGUUGAAAGAGUAGUGGUUACUUCAUCUUACGCCGCCAUAUGCGAUUUUGCUUCUGAUAGCGACAAAACCAAUACUUUUACGGAGGAGUCGUGGAACAUGGUCACCUGGGAAGAAGCAAAAGGAGAUGCCUUGACUGCUUACUGCGGCUCUAAGACCUUUGCGGAAAAGGAAGCAUGGGACUUUUUGGAGAGCAAUAAGGAUACUGUGAGUUUUAAACUCACCACUAUCAACCCAGUCUUUGUUCUAGGACCUCAGCUUUUUGAUGAAAAUGUCUCGAGUCAGCUGAACACUUCCUGUGAACAUGUUAACAACAUCGUUCACUCGACGCCAGAGAGUAAAUUAGAUGAAGUUCUAUUUGGCGGUUAUAUUGAUGUCCGUGAUGUCUCCAAGGCUCACCAGCUUGCAUUCGAAAGAGAAAACUUAGCUGGCCAAAGGCUAAUUCUUUCAGAAGGUAGAUUUACCCUGCAAGAUAUUGCUGACACUAUUAACGCGGACUUCCCGGAGCUUCGGGGUAAGAUUGUCGUGGGCAAGCCUGGUUCGAGUAAAGAAAAAUUAAGCAGUAUAGCUAAGUUGGAUAACUCCAAAACCAAAGCCCUGCUCGGUUUCAAGUUCAAGACUUUCCGUGAAGCUGUAGAUGAUACUACGGCCCAAAUAUUGAAAAUGGAAAAGAAAUAG
Messenger RNA from Lachancea dasiensis, 1032 nucleotides. The record is from the annotation of a GenBank genome assembly. NCBI's taxonomy places the organism in Eukaryota, Fungi, Ascomycota, Saccharomycetes, Saccharomycetales, Saccharomycetaceae.